CCAAGAAACAUGAUCCGCGUCCGAGGCGUCGGCCACGUCGUGCUCCGCGUGCGGACGAUCCAGCUCGCCGAGAUGCUGCGCUUCUACAUGGACAUACUCGGCUGUCCGAUCGAGCGCGUCCAGGAAGACAUUGGCCUCUACCAGCUGCGCGCGGGCCGGAACCUCCUCGACUUCGUGCUCGCCGAAGGCACACUCGGCCGCGCCAAGGCCAAAGAACCACGGACGCCCGACCACCUCUGCCUCCAAGUCGACUCGUUUGACGCGGCGCAUGUUCGGCGAGACCUUAUCCAUGCCGGCGUCCGCGUCGGCGACUAUGGCGCGCGCUACGACGGCCACGCGUGGAGCCUCUCUAUUUAUGACCCCGAGGGCAACGUGAUCGAGCUCAUGGGCCCCGAGACCAACACGACCGUCUUGUAGUAACGUAUAUAUCCUCGUCGUCGUACCCUCAAAACCUCUGGAGGACAGAGCUGCGUCAUCGCCAUGUCGUGAUGACGAUGCCCGUGGCCGGCCACCACCGUCGUAGCUUCGUCGCCGGGACGUG
Messenger RNA from Saprolegnia parasitica CBS 223.65, 541 nucleotides. RefSeq lists its product as hypothetical. NCBI's taxonomy places the organism in Eukaryota, Oomycota, Saprolegniomycetes, Saprolegniales, Saprolegniaceae. Bases 10 to 417 code for a protein of 135 amino acids. The record is from RefSeq and is a predicted model, not a curated record. The transcript has a single exon.